AUGGAUUUUAAUGAUUACAUUCCAGCCUUCCUAUCAGGCAACCAGUAUUUUUCCGCAGGCUUUGGACUAGUGGGCGUUGGUACAGCGUUAACGUUGUUGCAACGAACAAGCAGAGCUGGAAUAUUGGCUGUGAAGAACAAAUUAUCAGCUACUUUAGAAAUUACUAGCACUGAUCCUGCAUAUCCAUGGGUCCUAUCAUGGCUUACCAGAAAAGGAAUUAAAACCAGGCAACUUAGCGUUCAAACACUUCAAAGGGUGGGUCAUGACGGGAUAUGUGCCAGCCAAUUUGUACUUGUUCCAAGUACAGGGAGGCAUUGGUUUUUUUACGAUGGAUUUCCUAUUUUAAUAAAACGCAACAGGGAUAAGAUGAUUGAUGCAAAUCGCAGUACCCCUUUUGAAUCGAUAAGUUUCACAACCUUUUCACGCUCAGUAUUUGAUAAGAUUUUAGAGGAGGCAUACCAGUUUUCAGUUACACAAUCUAGUGGUUAUACCAUAAUAUAUAAGGCUUAUAAUUACGAGUGGAGGCCCAUAGGGCAUCCUAAAAAAAUCAGACCACUUGACUCUGUUAUUUUAGCGCCUGGUCUAAGCAAUCACUUGGUAAACGACUUCAAACGCUUUAUCAACUCCCAAAACUGGUAUCACUCCGUUGGAAUACCCCAUCGCAGGUGCUACCUACUGUACGGCCCGCCAGGCUGUGGCAAGACAAGCUUUGUCGCAGCAAUAGCCGGUCACUUCAAUUACAACAUAUGCACUCUCAAUAUAAGCGACGGUCUACUUUGUGAUGACCGGCUAUUCCAUCUGCUAUCUGUGAUGCCUAUUAAGACGAUAUUACUUUUGGAGGAUAUUGACGGUGGUAUAGUGGCGGAGGGUAAAACGGGCGUUACCUACGCCGGGCUGUUAAACGCUUUGGAUGGCGUAGUUAGUACGGAAGAGAGACUGAUCUUUAUGACUACAAAUCACCUAGAAAAACUGCCAAAAGCAUUAAUUCGGCCUGGGAGAGUUGAUGUUAUGGUGUCCAUUUCAUACCCAAACGACCAACAAGUGAAGGAUCUGUUCAUAAAAUUCUACCCCAAUUGCCAUGAGUUGGGGGAUAAGAUUGCAGAGAUUUUAUCGCCGAUAGAAUUUAGUAUGGCUGAGCUACAGAGUUUGUUGAUGUUCCACAGGGAUAAUCCACAAAAGGCAGUUGAAUCUGCGACAAAAUGGGCAAAUGCAGCAUAG
Molecule: messenger RNA, 1218 nt
Organism: Babesia microti strain RI
Lineage: Eukaryota; Apicomplexa; Aconoidasida; Piroplasmida; Babesiidae
Product: BCS1 N terminal
Exons: 8
Coding region: 1-1218 (405 amino acids)
Molecular function (GO): ATP hydrolysis activity; ATP binding
Source: RefSeq, a predicted model, not a curated record